Molecule: messenger RNA, 1414 nt
Organism: Leptomonas pyrrhocoris
Lineage: Eukaryota; Euglenozoa; Kinetoplastea; Trypanosomatida; Trypanosomatidae
Exons: 1
Coding region: 191-1414 (407 amino acids)
Source: RefSeq, a predicted model, not a curated record
AGAAAACAAAAUUUAAUAGAAGCAGCACCAUAAAAAGCAGUUUUUCUUUGCUGUGUGUUGACACCCGACAGCACUUGUCGAAUACAUCGCUUUAUUUCACCUCAUACGUUAUUUGUUUAUUUAUUUACUGAUCUCAAAGGCAGCGGCAGCAACAACAGAAAGAAAACUUCAAUCCUUUACAAGCGAAAGCAUGUUUGCCGGUCACACCUUCUAUGUGUCCCUGACGACGUCGCCUCUCACCGUGGCGGCGUUGACGCAGCGAGGCGGGAGUGUAGUGUACGACGUGGACCGCGCCACAUCCAUCACCUGCGUUGUGAUUGCGAAUGAAAAUGUUUGCAGCAACGCUGCGGCGUCUCCGGCGGCGCCACCGUGCUCUUCGUCUUCCGCCGCCAUGCGUGGUGGACGUGGCUGGGCAGUUCGCAACAAAUUGCCAGCCUCUGCAGAGGACCACAUCCGCGCCGCGCGCGUGCCGGUGGUGUACGAGUUGUGGGUACAUCAGUGCGUGCGGGCAGGUCGGCCACUCCUGCCGUGCCAAGGUGGCCCAGAUGUGGUGGCCUACAACCCGUUUUUGUUUGCAGGGCUUCGCUUCACCACCACGCAGCUUCCGCUGCAGCUGAAGGCAAACAUUGUAGCCAUUUUGCAGUUUUACGGGGCCGAGUACCACCGCCACCUGCUCGACACAACAAACACAGUGGUGUACAGUCACAUGCAGUUCAAGGGCGUCAGCAGCAGCGCAAAUGUGUCCUCUUCCUCCUCAAUCGACGCGUGCCCGUCCGGUGCAGUACCCCAUAAGUCGCCGCCAGCCGCAGCCACGACACCUACGGUCACAGAGGCUGCCGCAGCACCUCUGACGAAGCUCUCGGUGGCGCGUGAGAGGGGCAUGGCAUGUGUGACGCCGCAGUGGGUCCAGCUGUGCCUCAAUGCCGGGCUGUUGCUGCCGCAUGCCGCGCCGUUGGUUGCGACACUUUCUACUCGCUCUAUUUCUCUCACCGACGCUGCUGGCGGGCCCGGCGGCAGCGUUGAGAAGGCGCCAUGUAGAGGAAAUGACGAAGCGGUCGCAGACGGAGCUCCGGCGUUACGCAGUGCUGAUUAUCGUAGCGAGACCCAAGAGAGAGCAGACAUGGAGAAACGGGUGGCGGAUGCGCUGGAUGACGUUGCUGCGCCAGUUGCCGCUGCAAUUCGAACCGGCGCAGACACCACGGCACUGCUCUCUUCCACGGUGUCUUCCACUCCAUUCACAGACAAUCCGGCCUCGGAAGACACCGUGCAGCCACUCUUUACGAACUCUUCGAAGACUUCACGGCUUGCGACGGCGCUGGAAGAGUAUCCGGAGGUGCGCGCAGCGCUGCAACUGGCGGAUCGGCUUGCGAUCAACGCGCCUGCCCGCCCCCACAAGAGACGACGCUAUCGUUGA